This is a messenger RNA of Symbiodinium natans, 7947 nucleotides long. The record is from the annotation of a GenBank genome assembly. Lineage: Eukaryota; Dinophyceae; Suessiales; Symbiodiniaceae.
AUGUCGCAGGCAGCCCACUGGUCCAGCUCCACUGUGGGAAAUUCCGGCCGAUUCCAGAAUUGGCUUGAGAGAAGCGACAUCCUUGGCCCGCUCCAGACCGCAGCGCAGGACUUUGUGUCUCAGUUCAUCCGGCAGAAUGCCUCAACCUUGGUGGAGAAGAUCGGCAUUGAGGAGCACCAGGAGCUGGUGGAGCACAGCUCCGAAGAGAGGCUGAUCUACCGGCAAGCCUGCCACGACCAGGGUAUUUUUGAUGUUGCGGAAGGCUACACGCAGAUCUCCUUGCAGGCCCGCCAGGAGCUCCUCAAGAGGUGCGCACACUUCGACAUGGGAGAGGCCGACUCGGCCCACUCCGCGGUCCAGCAGCUGGGGGAGAGCAAGCGGAGUUGGCCUCUCCGGGUGGAGGCGCAGCUCUACCUGGAACUGGCUCGGGCCGCCAGCUUUGGGAGCUGGACGCAGGAGCUUCGAGCCGCCUUGCUUGCGAGACUGCCUUCACUCCACGCGGAGGCGAAGCGCGUGGUGGAGCCCCUGGUGUCCAUGACGGCCGAAGAGCUGCAGGGGAAGAUGCUCCGGGACAUCGACCAGUCGGGGAAGCAGUCCGAGGAAUCCGCGCCAGCCGCCCAGCUCGGGGAGCGCCUGUGCGUCACGCUGAUGACGGCCGACGGCUCCCUGCGCAUGCGGCCAGCGGUCUGUCUGGAGCAGCCCGUGCCGGAGUCUGAGUACUACAAAGACGAAGCCCAGCGCCACUUGGUCCUUCACUCCGUCGCCACGAAGGCCCGCCACGCCGAAGCGGAGGCGGCUCUGCAUGACCUGGCCGUCUGCCAAGAAGCCUGCCGAAGGGAUUCGAGGUCGAGGCAGGCGCGCUUGACGAAGGCUUUCUUGAAUGGCAUCCUCGAGCUCGUGAGCCUCCUGGACAGGGGCCAGCGCAGUGUCCAGUUCUAUGAGCAGCAGCUGCGCACACUGCAGCAGGGCUCAGAGAAAGAGCAGGGGUGCUCUGAGUGUUCCAUCUGCUUGGAUCCCAUGUCGGACUUAACCUGCACGGCGAUCCUCCCCUGCUCACACCUCUUCCACAUGCAGUGCGUCAGGGAGGCUCUGGCUCGGACCCCACACUGCCCAGAGUGCCGGGCACCCCUGCGGCUUUCAGAGAUCUCUUCGGUGGUGAUGGAGCUGAAGAGCCCGGAGCCUCUGCCACCGACCCCCCAGGCCCCCAUGACCAGAGCCUGGAAGCGGCACGGGUCGAAGCUGAACGCCGUGGCUGCCAAGUUGAAGCAGAUCCGUGAGCAAGACCCCACGGCCAAGGCCCUGGUCUUUGUGCAGUGGGCCGACCUCGAAGUUCGGGUGUGCCACGCUUUGGCGGACCACGACGUGCCCUUCCUCCACCUCUCCAACCUCCUCGACAGCGCGCGCCAGCGCCGGCAGCUGGAGCUCCAGGACGGCCAGGUGCUGCGCCGCUUCCAGGAGGCGCCCGUGGCGCUGGUGCCCUGGGGAGACCGAAGGCACAAGCAAGAGUGGGAGAAAAUAGGUUUCCGCUCGUUUCGCAUGGUAGCGGAGCUCCUGGUUCAGAAGCCAGUCGACCGGUCGGAGUCCAGGGACAGGGAACCGCAAGAGGCUCCUGUGCCUGGAGACUUGUCUGCAGAGGACGCGCUCAGACUACAAGCCAGGCCCAGCGAAGGCAGCAACCUUGGGUUUGGUGAGUGGUUAGACGAGGACGCCUGGGUUCCUGAAGAGUUACCUCCCACCAGUGACAGUGGACAGUGGGAGCGCUUGAGGGCCCAGUACCCAGGGCUGGCUACAAUCGCAGCGCAGAACCCUGGACGACAAGCUAGAAGGAGCUACUUGCAGAAGGUAGCUGGUCAGAGGGUGCAAGAAGGGCUUGGGCGGCUGGCAAGGACCAGCAGGCGCGGCACAGCAGCUUCCUCGGACGAGGCAGAGGCCAGCGAGGAGCGAGAAGAACCCAGCAGUGCUGCGCGGGUGAUACCGCCUACAGAGGCGGGACACACCGAGCCAGCAAGAAGCGGGGCUUCAGUGGUUACGCUCACACACCAGCCAACAUCGGUGUGGGACUCCGAAAGUGAAGGCGAGAUCAAGCAGGAGGUCAAGAAAGAGGAGCAGUCCGGAAACACCUCGGAUUGGGAAAGUGAAAGCUCAGAGGAGCACAGCACUGACCCGGAGGAUCCGAACGGUGUGCAGUCUGCCUUGAAGAAGGCCGACAGGGCACGUGAAAGGCGGGAACAAGCAAAGCGGCACAAGCAGCCGCCGCCGGAGCCAUCUGAGCCUCCGCGUGCCAAAGCCCGCCCAUCGGUGGGGCACUCGAGUGCGGGGGCCGCCUCGAGCUGGGACCUCGAAAGUCGGGCCUCCUCUGUGGGCUGGCGACGGCAGGUGACGCCGAGCUUUGACAACAGAGUCACAGAGGAGGACACAGAGAACGAAGAGAGGAGUGACGAGCCGUGGAGCCGCCAAGAUCGGGAGCGAGAUCGGCUUUGGAACGAGUGGUACAGAGCGAGAGGAACGGGAGGCUGGCACCAGUGGCAAGGCUCUUGGUACCAGUCCUCAGGAGCGGGUUGGCACUUAGCAAAUCCCUCGUUUCCGAGUGACAUUGCACAGUGGAGCACAGCGCUUCACCAGUGGGAAGCUGAACUUCGAGAGUUUGAGCGUACGUACAACGCAGCGUUUUCAGAAGAUGAGAAAGUGUCCAUUUUGGCUCAUAUUGCACCGAAAGAGUUGCAGCAAAGCAUCUUCAUGCACAGUGAUGUGUUGAACGGAUACGACAAGAUAAGAGAGUACAUCGAACAGUAUCUGAUCAACAGAAACCUGUGGAAAAGGCCUCAAGGUUCACAGUUCGGGAUGCCCAAAGCCUCAAACAAAACUGCUGAGCAUGAUGAUGGGGGAGUGAGGCCUAUGGACAUCGGCGGAGUAAAAGGAGACAAAGGCAAAGGGAAAGGAGAAUGGAAGAAAGGAAAGGACCACUGGGGCGACAAAGGAAAGGACAACUGGAGCAACAAAGGAAAGGACAAAUGGAAGGAGAAGUGGAACAACAACAGGUGGGACAACAAUGGCAAAGGGAAAGGUAAGGAUGGGAAGAAAGGCAAAACCGACAAGGGAAAAGGAGCAGGCAACAACAACAAAGGAGGCAAAGGAAAGCAAAACGAUGGGAAAGGAAAGAACAACAAUCCGCACGCUGGAAAGCAGUGCCAUAUAUGCCACAGGCAUGGUCACAUUGCUGCAGACUGCUGGUGGAAGGUUGGAGCAGUCGACAACGAGGCCUACACCGAGACCGGUGGGACGGGUGCAUCGACUGCCCCAGAAGACCGGAGUGGCAACGGUGCAGGGAUUGGUUCUGUGUUUGAAGGUUCGCAGCGUGUUGUCAAGUGGAGUGAUGAAGAUGUGAUAUUCACUGUGAGUGAGAGUUCCGUCGCAGCUGUGACUGCAAAACAGCUAGGCAACCGGUAUCUUCUCAUCGACUCAGGAGCCUGUGAGAGUGUAGCAAAAGUAGGAGACUUUGAAGCACAGGUGGAUGCCUCGAAAGCGAAGCCUUUGUUCAGCGUGCAAGGGACGCCGCUUAAGGUGUAUGGAAAGCAGUACCCUCAGGUCAUGUUCGGACAAACCAAAGGAGCAGUAGAAAUGACCGUAACGGAUGCUGCUGAGAGCCUAGUUUCGGUUCACAGCUUGGUAGCGAGAGGACACAAGGUGGUUUUCAGCCCAGGAGGGUGUUUCCUCGAGACCAGCGCGGGUGACACCGUACCACUUGAGCUUCAUGGGAAAAGGUGGUACUUGAAAGUGAUGGACGUGGGCGAAGGGAGCGCGCCUGCAGGAGGCAGGAGGGUCGCACCCAUUGCCGACAAGCCGGAUCUGGGUCGUCGAGAGGAAGACCGCUGGAAGAGAGAAGUGAAGGAUGGGGUGGAGUAUCUCAUUCGAGAGCACAACAGCCCAAGAAAGCGUUUGUUUGCGCCAAAGAUCAAGGAUCUCCCUGUGCCCUUGGAGAGACUGGAGAGUGGAAGGCUCACCAAGAUGAUCUUCGAGGAGGAUGGGUCCCAGAAGGAAGAUCGGAGUGCGUGGGAAGACAAGCGCUUUGCAAUGAGGGAUAUGAAGCAUGCUUGGCUGGGAGAAACCUGGUUCAGGCUGAAGCCAGAAAGAGAAGAAGCAGCUGCUGAGGAAGAGCAGCCAGACUAUGAAGGCGAAUGGAUGCAAGGACUAGACGAGGCAUAUGAAGAAGAGAUUGCGCAAGGAGAGGAAGCUCAUGGAGGAGUUGUGGAAGACGACGAAGACGCAGUGGAUCGGCUGAUGAUAGAUGAGGACAGAGAAAGAGAAGACCAGAGCAAGGUCAUCAAGGCGCCGAAGGAGCCGUCGGCUCAGGAGGUGGAAGAACACAACCUCCACCAUGCCAACUUCGAGAGUUGGUGCCCUGUUUGUGUGAUGGGGCAAGGUAAGAGCAAGCAGCACAGGAGGGUCAAGGAAGACCCCAAGGAGCAUGUGAUCUACUCCGACUACAUGUUCUUUUCUGGAGAAGGCAAGGAAGUGAACAAAGAAGAAGGAGAAAAGAAGCGGGCUGGUUUGGUAACCGUUCUCACUGCAAUUUGCAAAGAGAGCCAGUACCCUUUCGCGCUGGUGUUGCCAUCCAAAGCCAGCGUGGACUACGCAAGCAAGGCAAUGAUCAGCUGGAUCAAGGAUCUGAAGUGGGACAAGGUAGUGAUCCAUUUCGACCAAGAAAGCGCUCUGAACAAGAUAUAUGAAAGGGUGCAGAAGGAAAUGGGUGACACCGUUACUCUGCGGAGAUCACCGCGAUACAGUUCACAGUCCUUAGCAGAUGGAGAGAUGGUCAACGGUUUUCUGGCAGGCAAGAUUCGCACAUGGCUUGCGGAGGUGUCAGAGAAAUACAAAGUCAAGAUUGGCUGUGACAGUGUCUUGUUUCCAUGGAUUGUGCGACACAGUGCGUGGACGGUGGCCCGGUUUCACAUCAACCAUUCGAAGACAACGGCGUUCAGAGUCAUCAAUGGGUUUGACUAUGUGGGUGAGAUGAUGACUUUCGGACAGGUGUCCUUAGCAAAAUUUCCGAAGCAAAAGGACAAGGCAGCUCCAAGAUGGAUUCGCGGAGUGUAUGCCGGAAAGAAUGCUGCAGGCGAUGAGCACUUGGUGCUUACAGAGUCAGGGGUGCAGACAUGCCGCACCGUGAGGAGGUUACCAGAAAGUGCAAGAUAUGAAGCGGCGAUACUCAACAAGGCAAAGGGAGUGCCUUGGAACAGGUACUUGGGCAUUGCAACGAGCAAGGUAGUGCAAGAACGGUCUGAGAGCAAGGGUGUAGCAGUUCCGGAGUUGGAGCCUGCAGAGACCUACGACUUCAAGCCAGAGACGAUAGUGGUGCCAAUGCCGGCGCCAAGAGCAGCAGACGAUGCAGGAAAGGAAAGUGAGAAAGCUGCAUUGCAAGAGCCAGAGAGCAAGAGAGCCAGGGUGGAGCCUGCGCAGGCCAGUCGGCCGCCGGGUGACACCGGGAAUGCUGCAGCUAGCACGCAGCAGUUCAACAUCGCUACGCCUGAUGCCAGCAUGGGCACAGACAGUCUCGACACGAGCAUGUAUGUGCCAAGCGUGCCGGGAGAUGUAGCGCAGAACAUGGUGGACAGUGUUAGUAACCAUGGGACCUGGCUGGAGGGUAGUGCUCUCCUACCAAAAGAAGAUGUGGGUGUGUACAAGAAGUGGCUGAAGCAAAACAAAGAUUGCUUCAACGAGACAAUGGUGAGCAACAUCAUGGACUACCUGGACACGUUGCAGAUUGACGAGAAAGAGUUGAGGAGAGCGAGAAAGGAAGAGCUGAGAAAGCUAAAUGAGGUGUACGGUGCCUUCACACCGAGAGAUGGGAGACAGAUAACAAAGGACCUGACGGUGUUCGGCCACAAGUGGGUUGACAAGGUCACUGAAGGAGUGGCAAAGUCACGACUCACAUGCCAGGACUUCAAGAAGAAGCAAGAAGCAAAUGAGAAGCACAACUCAGAGUACCCUUCAAAUUUCUGUCCAACGCCACACGCCACCUCGAGGAAGUUGUUGGAGGUUUACUCGCUGACGACAAAGAUGCCGAGAGUCAAGGCCGACCUUAGCUCAGCUUUCCUCAUUGCGAAAGAUGGUGGAGAUGCAAAAGGACAACCAGUGAUGAUGAAGCCGCCAAAGGAAUGGCUGGAGGAAUACGAUGAGUGGUACGCAAAAGCAAGCCCAGAAAUGCAAGAGCAGAUGAAGAACGUGCCGAAAGAAAGCGUGCUAUGGCAGGUCGAUGGAAAUCUGUAUGGAAGGCAGUCAGCGGCAGCGCAGUACAGAGAUCGUCUGGAAACCAUUUUGACCAAGGAACUCCCGAAGGGAGUGUAUCAGUUUCACAGGGGGACACUAGACGCAUGUGUCUUUCGAUGCGUGCGAACAGGGAUCGUUUUGAUCCACCACAUAGACGAUUUCGACGUUUGUGGACCGGCAGAGUUGCUGGAUGACCUGCUGAAAGUUCAGCUGCCGAAGUGCGGAUGCAAGCUAAAAGUGGGUGAGCUUGAAUGGCCAGGCGCAGCAAGCAGUAGCACGAGUGAAUUUCUUGGCAGAAAGAAGAUCCUGGUGGAGGGAGCUGUGGUUACGAUGCCGAACGAAAAGCAUACCACUGACAUCCUUAGGAUGCUAGGACUAGAGGCCGCCAAGCCAAGCCCCGUGCCGGGAAAGAAGCUCAACCUAAAGGAUGACAAGCUUCUGGAGGGCAGAGCCAAAGAAAUCUACGCUAGCUGUGUAGGCAGUGCUACCUACCUGUCGCAGGAUCGACCCGACAUCAAAUUCGCAUGCAAGGAGCUUGCAAAGCGGAUUAGGAAUCCCAGGGAAUGUGACAUGCAAAACCUCAAGACGUUAGGUAGAUAUCUCAGGGGAACCAUGCACGUGGGACAUGUGACAAAGAUGAGUGAAGACUUCGAACCAGCUGCAGGGAUUCCGCUGCAGGGGUAUUGCGACAGUGACUGGGCAGGUGACAGAGAAGACCGCAAGAGCACCAGUGGGCAGGCAAUAGUCCUAGGAGGGACCGUGGUUGAAACUUCUGCUCGGAGUCAGCAAGGAACUCCUGCGACCAGCUCAGGAGAGGCAGAAGUCAGAGCCCUAACUCAGUGCGCCCAGGACCUAGUUUUCGUGCGGAACUUAGGUGUGGAAGACUUUGGCAUGACGAUCGAUGUGCCAAGACUGUUUUGUGACAGUAGUGCAGCCAUCCAAGUUGCACGGAGAUUGGGUGUUGGGAAAAUGCGACAUGUUGAUCUGGGACAUUUCUACAUUCAAGAGCUUGUGAAAGAGAAAAGAGUGAUCGUGCAGAAAAUCAAAGGAACGGAAAACCCAUCGAAUGCUUUGACGAAGCACUUAACAACCGGAAAGGAGAUGGAAGAAGCACGCGAAAUGCUCGGGUUGGUUACCUUGGACAAGCAAGGACUUGACAAGCACGUUACAAAGAACAGCAUGCAAACCAUCGGAGCAGUCAACAUUUGGAAAAAGUGGCAGCCGCAGCAGUGCUCAAAGCUGAACAUAAAGCAAUUUGUGUUCAUCUACAUGGGUGAAAAGUGCCCAGAUGCAAAGCUCUAUGUGAGUAUCACCGUUUGCAAGUAUUGCUUUAAAGGCAAGAUUGAGCACAAGCAAGAGUGGGAGAAAAUAGGUUUCCGCUCGUUUCGCAAGAAUUCCUACUUUGUGCUCUCCCUGCAGCGUGCGGCCUCGGGCACGAACCUCACGGCCGCCAGCCACGUCCUCUUCGUCCACCCGAUGAAUGCCGAAACCGUGGAGACAGCCACGGCCUACGAGCGCCAGGCCCUGGGCCGUGUAAGGCGGAUCGGCCAGUCGAAACAGAGCGUCUCCGUUUGGCGCUUCGUCACGAAGAACACGGUAGAGGAGCACAUUUACAAGCUCCACACAGAGGCCUCCCGGGCGUCGGCGAUGGCCCCUCAAUCAUCCUCGGUGAGCAGUUGA